AUGGCCGUAUUAACUCGAAUCGCUGCAGGCUUCACUUUCUUGUUUACUUCUUCAACUUUAAAAUCCUCCAAUGAAAGAGCCAAUACAGAAGUAAAAGCUAAAGCAAGUUUAUCAGGAAAUCUCGUUUCUGGAGAAGCUGAGUUCUUUCAGCCUCGUUAUACUUUAAACACUGAAAUCAAAAUCAAGGCAACUGGUCUUAACCCUAAUAAAUCCCAUGGUCUCCAAAUUCAUGAGCUUACCAAAGAUGGACAAGCUGCUGAAAUUUUUAACCCAUUUGCAAGAAAGCAUGGUGGUCCCUGGAGUACAGAACGAAAAGUAGGAGACAUAGGAAAUAUCAAAGGAGAUGAAAAAGGUGAAGGAGCCUACACAAUUUCUGAUCCUUACAUAAAACUGAGUGGGAAGUUCUCUGUUAUUGGAAAAAUCAUUGCAAUUCAUGAAAAUCCUGAUGAUCUUGGAUAUGGGAGAAAUGAUGAAAGUCUUGUUGACGGACAAGCUGGCAAAGCUAUUUCUGCAGGAGCUAUCAGUCAAAUAAGUUAA
Molecule: messenger RNA, 537 nt
Organism: Blepharisma stoltei
Lineage: Eukaryota; Ciliophora; Heterotrichea; Heterotrichida; Blepharismidae
Source: the annotation of a GenBank genome assembly